AUGACCAUUUCUAACAUCACAAUUUUCUUGCCAUCUGUGUUGACUCUAAUUGGGAUCCCAGGCCUAGAAUAUAUGCAAUGUUGGAUUGGAAUUCCAUUCUUUGCCAUGUAUCUCAUUGCUAUAAUUGGAAACUCCUUGCUUUUGAUCAUUAUCAAAUUAGAACGGAACCUCCACGAGCCCAUGUAUAUUUUCCUAAGCAUGCUAGGAAUCACAGAUAUUGCACUUGCAACCAGCAUUGUGCCCAAGAUGCUUGGAAUAUUUUGGUUUCACGUACCAGAGAUUUAUUUUGAUUUGUGCUUGCUUCAGAUGGGGUGUAUUCACACAUUUCAGGGUAUAGAGUCAGGCAUAUUGUUGGCAAUGGCCCUGGACCGUUAUGUGGCUAUCUGUUAUCCACUAAGACAUGCUUCCAUCUUCACCCACCAGUUGAUCACCCAAAUUGGGAUUGUCGUAACACUUAGAGGUGCCAUUCUUGUAGUCCCAUGUCUAAUUUUGAUAAAGUGUAGGCUUAGAUUUUAUCACACAACGGUAAUUUCUCACUCCUACUGUGAGCACAUGGCCAUUGUGAAACUGGCUGCAGAAGAUGUUAAAAUCAACAAAAUUUAUGGGUUGUUUGUCGCAUUCACUGUUGCAGGAUUUGACCUCACGUUCAUCACAUUGUCCUAUAUGCAAAUAUUUAUUACAGUAUUUCGUUUGCCCCAGAAGGAGGCUAGAUUGAAAGCUUUCAACACAUGCAUUGCUCACAUCUGUGUCUUCUUCCAGUUCUACCUCCUUGCCUUCUUUUCCUUUUUCACACAUAGGUUUGGUUCUCAUAUUCCUCCCUAUAUACACAUUCUCUUCUCCAGCAUUUACUUGGUGGUUCCUCCUUUUCUCAAUCCACUUGUCUAUGGUGCAAAGACGAAGCAGAUUCGAGUUAAUGUGGUAAAACUAUUAUGUUCAUAA
Sorex araneus (European shrew) is the source of this 939-nucleotide messenger RNA. RefSeq names its product olfactory receptor 52A1. The transcript has a single exon. The record is from RefSeq and is a predicted model, not a curated record. Bases 1 to 939 code for a protein of 312 amino acids. Gene Ontology annotation, cellular component: membrane. Gene Ontology annotation, molecular function: G protein-coupled receptor activity; olfactory receptor activity. Gene Ontology annotation, biological process: G protein-coupled receptor signaling pathway. Lineage: Eukaryota; Metazoa; Chordata; Mammalia; Eulipotyphla; Soricidae.